ACCUCUCUCCUCUCUCCUGCUCGGUCUUCUCGUGUCUCGUCCCACUUUUACUACAGUGUUACAGGAGCCUUAUUGCAGCUCUUGAACGCAGCACGGAUACACGCUCGGCAGGCGAACUUUGGACCAAAAUCGCGUCCGUUAACUUAUCUGACUCACAGGAGCCAUGGCCGGGCCCCCUGUUGUUAUCUGGGAGCAGGAGGUGCAGCCCCUGCUGCGGUACAAAGAGUUGAUCCCUCGUCUGGAGAAAGCUUUGGGAAAGUUCUCCAGACGAGACAGCGCGGAGGUGAUCCAGCCUGUGCGCACCACCGUGCCUCUGCAGAAACACAGCGGCUUCCUGGGAUUGAUGCCCACGUACAUGCAGAAUGACGGAGUCCUGUGCACAAAGUUGGUGUGUUUCUACAAGAGGGAGGAAGGCUCAACUUUACCGGCCACGCAAGCCGCGGUGGUGCUGCUGGACCCGGAAUAUGGGAACGUCAAGGCUGUCAUUGACGGAGAGGUGAUAACAUGCAUGAGGACAGCUGCUGUCUCUGCCAUUUCUGCUAAGCUGCUGAUGAGCCCUGAAGCAAGGGUGUUGGCCAUCUUGGGAUCUGGCAAACAAGCUUUGAGUCAUUACAAUGUCUUUACAGAGAUGUUUUCAUUCAAAGAGGUGCGUGUGUGGAGUCGCACAAGACAGGGAGUGGAGAGGUUUUCCCAAUCUGUCAGUGGCCCGGUGACGGCAUGUGUCUCGGUGGAGGAGGCAGUGAAGGGAGCAGACGUCAUAGUGACGGUAACCGGAUGUACAGAGCCAGUGCUCUUUGGUCAGUGGGUCAAACCAGGAGCCCAUGUGGCAGCAGUGGGAGCUUGCAGGCCAAACUGGCGGGAGCUGGACGACGUGUUGAUGAAGGAGGCGGUGGUGUAUGCUGACAGCAGGGAGGGUGCAAUGACUGAGUCCGGUGAUGUCAUCCUCUCUGGAGCUGAGGUGUUUGCAGAGCUGGGAGACGUUAUUAAUGGGACAAAACCUGCCCACAGAGGGAAGACAACCGUGUUUAAAUCCCUCGGGAUGGGAGUUCAAGAUGCUGUGUCUGCUAAGCUGGUAUUUGACCAAUGGAAAGCCAAAGCCAGCCAAUCAUGAAGUCGCCAUCGAAAUUAGGCAACACAAGACAGGACAAUGAAAAAAAAACACAGCCGUAUAACCUGUGUGUAUAUUCGGGGAUUCAUGAAUAAUUCUUCUUCUGAUAACCAGAUUAACGUGCCAAACAUAUGCAUACCAAUCUUGCCAUAGAGCUUGAUAUUUCCUGCUGAAAUGAUUAGUUGACUAAUCAUAGUUUGCAGAAAAUUCAUCUUUGAAUACUGAUUAGCUGAAGCACUUUAUCAAGCAAUUUGCACAAAGUACAGCCUGACAGAGGCUGUUCCUAUCAGGCACAGCAGUGCUUUGAGCUAAAUGCUAACGUUACAAUGCUAAUGCUGCAUUCAUUGAUCCCAUUUGUCAAGUUGGGAAAUGUUUUUUCCGACUUCCGUGUGUUAAUUAGCUUGAAGCAGCCCCCCAGGAACACUGUUUAUCCUUGCUUUCAAUUUUUCCCGGUGGCCCCUGUGGAGUCGAGGUGAAAAAAAUCCCUUGUGGCCCAAAAAGAAUUUUCUCCAUGACUACCAUUAUAAAAGAGAUGUCUGUAAAAUUGUUGACAGGACACCUCAAACUGCAAACAAGGUCAAUUAUGACUCUUUCUGUAAUUUCUUUUUAUAUCCAUGGAGGUUUUAUAUUUGUAAAACAUUCCUUGAGCCGAGAAAAAAUUUGUGACAUCAUUGGGAUGUAAAGUUUAUGAGCUGAGUAGGAACUUGUGGGCGGAGCCAGCAGGUAAAACACUACUGCACAUAUUCAGUGGGCUGCAUACAUUGGAAGUAAACCUGGAAGCUAGAAACGUUUUUGGCCUUUGUGCCAGGCGAGCACAAGUAGGUAUCAUCGACGUAUUGAGAGACCAGGGCUGCAUUCAGCCCCAGCAAAACUUAGCAAAACAUGUAUGUAAACAGAUACAGUGCACUGAACAUCAUAUUGUGUUACGUGGGUACACUGCCUAGCAGGCAUUCCUCACCUUCCUCCUCUCCCAACCAGCCACACACAUUGUAGUAUUGUAGUGAACCAUCAUUUUGUAUCGACUGCCAGUUUUGUUGCUCACACUUUUCUCCUGUUUAUUAAGUUAGGGAGGUAAGCUUUUUGUCAUUUGUGUCUUAUUUUUUGAUUAGGUUAUUUACUUACUCCCUUGACAGGAUUGUUUUGUUUGUUAUUUUGGCUUUAGUCCACCCUGACGUUAUUAUUUACCUCAAUUCUGUCAUUUAAUUAUUGUAAUAAAUUCACACUAUUGAUCAUUC
Molecule: messenger RNA, 2343 nt
Organism: Epinephelus lanceolatus (giant grouper)
Lineage: Eukaryota; Metazoa; Chordata; Actinopteri; Perciformes; Serranidae
Gene: crym
Product: crystallin, mu
Biological process (GO): thyroid hormone metabolic process
Cellular component (GO): cytoplasm
Molecular function (GO): thyroid hormone binding
Source: RefSeq, a predicted model, not a curated record